Messenger RNA from Histoplasma capsulatum G186AR, 639 nucleotides. RefSeq lists its product as uncharacterized. Lineage: Eukaryota; Fungi; Ascomycota; Eurotiomycetes; Onygenales; Ajellomycetaceae. The transcript is spliced from 2 exons. The coding region runs from base 1 to 639 and encodes 212 amino acids. The record is from RefSeq and is a predicted model, not a curated record.
AUGGUGGGAGCAGGACGGGGAGGAGGAGGAGGAGGAGAAGGAGAAACAAGCUUGGGGGACGAGCAGAGUCUAGCGGGAGAAAGCCAAGGUGCCGAGAGGGUAGGAGGGUUGAUGAGUAAGGUCCUGGUAUUUUUGACAGAUCGAGAGCAAAUGCAGACAGCAGACAGAGACAGGGCAGACAGGUGUCCGUAUGUACUUAUAGGUACCUCGCAGGCCGGGGUGCGGGCGAGGUGGUACCUGGGGCCUACCCUGUACGGAGUAUGGUUUCCUGAGUUACCGGCUUGCACCACCGCGGCACAUGACCCCAGAGCACAGCACAACAAGCCAUGCGCGCUCUCAUCUCACAAAGGCACAGGCCAAUUUGUUCAACGCCGUCUUCCAACCCGCUCUCCCCUUUGCAUUGUCUCCACUCUGCAGUCGGCAGCGAUGCAUCCGCGCAUCCGCGUCAAUAGAACAGAUGGAUGCAGCAGACGCCACGCUGUAGAAUGUGCUAGUAGGUCAGUACACUCAAAUGUCGCACGGGACCAGUUGCUUCCCUUGGGUGAGGAGCACCUGACCAGCGGGUCCAGAGGCCCACACUACGUCAUUCUCCCAUGGCGCCAGGGCCAGCCAGCGUUGUCGCGCCCUAAUGCGGACUAG